This is a messenger RNA of Trypanosoma conorhini, 384 nucleotides long. RefSeq names its product putative replication factor A protein 3. Gene Ontology annotation, molecular function: DNA binding. The transcript has a single exon. Gene Ontology annotation, biological process: DNA repair; DNA recombination; DNA replication. Bases 1 to 384 code for a protein of 127 amino acids. Gene Ontology annotation, cellular component: nucleus. The record is from RefSeq and is a predicted model, not a curated record. NCBI's taxonomy places the organism in Eukaryota, Euglenozoa, Kinetoplastea, Trypanosomatida, Trypanosomatidae.
AUGCGCACAACUCCGUAUCUUGGCGGCGGUGCACGCGCUCCCACAAAUAAUCUCCCGCCGUUUACAGGCGUUUCUCCCCGUGUUUCUGCACGCACCGUGGCCUCCCAUCGCGGCGAGUACGUCUCCAUUGUAUUGAAGCCCACGGCGCUGAAUGCGCAGCACGGCUCCCUGGAGGCGCAAUGCGUCGCGACGGAUGAACCGGUGGAAAUCAUGGGGCUCCCUAGCGGGGCGGAGGUGGCGCAGGUGAACGAGUUUGUGUGCUACGUGAACCCCAGCAACGGCCAGCUGGAGUACUUCCAGCACGGCACGUACAAUGACGAGUACGACGUGGAGACGUAUCGCAAGCUGCUGGAUCUCUGCCCCAAAUUCCCACAGCUUUUUUAA